Molecule: messenger RNA, 2255 nt
Organism: Hevea brasiliensis (rubber tree)
Lineage: Eukaryota; Viridiplantae; Streptophyta; Magnoliopsida; Malpighiales; Euphorbiaceae
Product: E3 ubiquitin-protein ligase RGLG2
Exons: 10
Coding region: 599-1945 (448 amino acids)
Source: RefSeq, a predicted model, not a curated record
UGGUGAUAGUGAUGCAAUCAGAAUAAUUUCCUUGAAAGUUUAUGCAUUGAUGAUGGGAAGUUUCUUCAUUUUAUUGUCAUUUCUUUCUCAGUAUAUGUUACUCGGUUUUGACCAUUACUUUUUCAGGAUUAUGUCUGUCUUAUUAUACAUACUGUCAGGAAAAGCUUCCACUUUGAGUGUUAUUUACUGAAAUUCUGUAUUUCUGCUGGUUUGCGAUUGAUCUUCUUCUAUAUCUUUUUGGAUUGAUUUUUUUGCUUUUAGAUUGCUUUAAUUAUAGUUUUACAUUAUUUCCAUUUCUUUAGUUUCUGGUGAACUGAUACGCUGUUUUGGUUAAAAUUUUGUAUACUUGCCAUUUCUAUAAUUUGAAUGUGAAUUUUUAAGAAUCCUAUUUGGAAACAAUUUCUAUAAGCAUGAGGGGCUUGUAAGUGGUGCUCUAUGAAUUUGGGAUUAGAAAUUCUAAUCAGAACUUGUUUGAUUUUGAAAGUUUUGGGAAACAAACUUGUUUCUCAUUAUUGAUGAAAGCUGAUUUGAUGAUCUGGAUUCAUGUGCAGUUUCACCAGAGAUUAGGCUUCAUUAAAGACGAUUGGGUAUCUGAAUUAUGGGAAGCAAACUGUCAAGGCAUCAAGGUCACUACCAACAUGAUUCAUACAAUCAUGGGGCUCCAUCACUCCCAAGCUCUUCGCCAUACUCGUUUCAUUCUUCAAGAUAUGUAGAGUAUGAUGAAAGAAGCAAGCUGCAACCAAGGCAUUCAUACAACUAUGGGGAUCCAUCACUUCCAAGCUCUUCGCCGUACACGCCUCAUUCUUCAAGGUAUAUUGAUUAUGAUGGAAGAAGCAAACUGCAGUCAAGGUACUCAAGAAUUGGUGACGACUACUACUCUCUAGAACAGGUGACACAAGCUCUUGCACAAGCUGGUUUGGAAUCUUCCAAUCUUAUUGUGGGCAUUGAUUUCACAAAAAGCAAUGAAUGGACUGGCUCGCGGUCUUUCCACAGGAAGAGCCUGCAUCACCUGGGGAAUUCUCCGAAUCCUUAUGAACAGGCAAUAUCCAUAAUAGGAAGAACACUUUCAGAUUUUGAUGAGGAUAGCCUUAUUCCUUGUUAUGGUUUUGGCGAUGCCACUACUCAUGAUCAAGAAGUUUUUAGCUUCUAUCCAGAAGAUAGGCCUUGUAAUGGCUUCGAGGAAGUACUGAGUCGUUACAGAGAAAUAGUUCCAAAUGUUCAUUUAGCUGGACCAACAUCUUUUGCCCCAAUCAUUGAAACUGCCAUCGGAAUUGUGGACAAUAGUGGUGGCCAGUAUCAUGUUCUCAUGAUCAUCGCUGAUGGGCAGGUUACAAGAAGUGUAGAUACACGUAAUGGGCAGUUGAGUCCUCAGGAGCGUAGUACAAUUGAUGCUAUUGGGCAAGCAAGUGAGCAUCCGCUAUCGAUAGUACUGGUUGGAGUUGGUGAUGGACCAUGGGACAUGAUGCAUAAAUUUGAUGACAAUAUUCCUUCCAGGGCUUUCGAUAAUUUCCAGUUCGUGAAUUUCACAGAGAUUAUGUUGAAAAACAUCCCCAUGUCUAAGAAGGAGACUGAGUUUGCUCUGGCUGCACUAAUGGAGAUACCAUCACAAUACAAAGCUACAAUAGGACUUCAUCUCCUGGGCUGUCAGAGAGGUAUUCCAAAGAGGUAUCCUCUUCCUCCUCCACUUGGAAACAGCUUGGUGAAUUACAAUCCAAAGCGUAAAGAGCCGAGAAGCAAUGAACAUAGAAUGGGAUUUGAUUAUGAUCCUUCUUGCCGUUCUGUGGAUCAUUCUUCACAGAGCAGGAGUUGUCCUGUGUGUUUAUGGAGUAAGAAAGAUCUUGCACUUGGAUGUGGACAUCAGACGUGUUAUGAUUGUGGGAGGGACUUGAACUUGUGCCCCAUUUGCCAAACCUACAUAAUCACUAGGAUUAGACUGUGCGAGUAAUUCAUCAGAUUAAGCAGUCUGUUCAGAACUUGACAGAAUGAAUCAUUGCUGGAAGUUCCAAAACCUGACAGGAUGAAGCACAUUGAUGGAUUAAAUCCCAUAAAUGCACUUCUUCUAUUUCAGUUCUCUGUGCAUAUCUAUUUGGGUAACCUUCUUUAAUUAAUGUCAAAGAACCAAAUAGUUCUGUUUGAUUUUGAUUCCUGUUGUGAACUUCUGAUUUGAUCAGAUACUUUCUUGUUUGAACAUGUUUCUUUCUUCAGAAGUGAAAACGAUUGUGUCAGAGAUAUAAGAUAUGCUUAGCCUUAACUUA